Messenger RNA from Stegastes partitus (bicolor damselfish), 8348 nucleotides. It is a transcript of the gene zer1, whose product is annotated as zyg-11 related, cell cycle regulator. The record is from RefSeq and is a predicted model, not a curated record. Lineage: Eukaryota; Metazoa; Chordata; Actinopteri; Pomacentridae. Bases 200 to 2554 code for a protein of 784 amino acids. The transcript is spliced from 16 exons. Gene Ontology annotation, cellular component: Cul2-RING ubiquitin ligase complex. Gene Ontology annotation, molecular function: protein binding.
UGUUGACAUCGGACGAAAGCGAAAAUCAGAUGAGUGAAGACGGGGGAUAAUACAUCCAUUUCUCGCCGUCAUCAAUACACACAACCUUGGCGAAAGCUAAGGUAAAGCAGCAGCUGCGGAGCUGUGCACUCUGAAACCACUGACUAAUGUUCCCUGCACUGCCCCAUCUUUGAUUUGAGCCAGAAAAGAAGAGGCUAACAUGGCAGCCAAAGCAGGUGACAACCCCGACAGCCUCAUGACUCUGGCUACAGUCUUCUGCCUGAAGAAUCUCAGGAAGACCAUGUGCUACCAGGGAUUCAGGAACAAGCUCUGCCUCCGCUCGGACAUCUUCCUUCCUAGUGAAAUCUGCGACAAGCUGGUCAAUACAUAUAUGGAGUUGGUCCACACAGAUAGUAACUUUGAACCAGAGGAGAGUUUCUUCCAACUAUUCUCAGACCCUCGAAGCACCAGACUGACAAGGGUACAGCUGAGAGAAGACUUUGUGCGUGACAGAGAUCUGGAGGCCAUCAGAAAACAGGAUCUCAUUGAGCUCCACCUCACCUACUGCAACAGCCUGUCAUCCCGCAGCUUGAAAACACUGACCUGCUUCCGCGAGACCUUGGUCUCUCUUUGUCUCUUCGGCUGCAGCCAAAUCUUCUACAGGAAGGGUGGCGCCCCGCUCGCCUGUAAUGAAGACACAGAGGAUGAGGAAGAUGAGAGCCCUGCUUCUAGGCAGGCGUUAGAGACGGACUUUAAUUUCCAGGGCUUUAACCGCCUUAGGUUGCUCAACCUGGGUGGACUACCUGAUGAGAUGGAUGCGGAGACCCUGCUCAAACCCCUGAAGUCACUCACUUCACUAGACCUGUCUAAUGUACAGUUGCUUGGAACAGCUUUUUUCACCCAGUGGAAAGACAGACUGGCUUCUCUUGUUCUCUACAAUGUGGACCUGUCAGACGAGUUGGUCAGUACAGUGGUGGAGCUGGUGAAUCUCAGGCAUCUUGACAUCUCGCGGGAGAGCAGGCGGACUUCAAAGUUUAAGAUGACGAGGAAAAUCCUGACGGCCAUCGUACAGCGUCUGGUCAAUUUGGUGUCACUGGACAUUUCAGGUCACGUUAUGCUGGACAACUGCACAGUUCCGCAUUUUGAAGAAGCUAUGGGGCGUCCAAGCACUGAACCAUGUAAGAGCAGCAUCUAUCCUUUCCAGGAGCUAAAGAGGCCCAUGCAGUUUCUCGGCUUGUAUGACACCACUCUCUGUAAUGUGACACACAUCCCUGCUUAUAAGGUGACUGGAUCAAAAAAUGAAGACCAGGUUCUGAAUGCCAUCGAGGCUUACACAGAGUUUCGUCCUGAGCUGGCCCACAGAGCCAUCAAUCAGCUGUUUGACAUCGCCAGGAUACAACACUGUAGCCAACUGCUCCGGGCUUUGCAACUUGUCAUAGCAGCACUAAAGUGCCAUAAGUAUGAUAAGAGCAUCCAGGUGACGGGCAGCGCUGCUCUGUUCUACCUGACCAACACAGAGUACCGCAGUGACCAGAGUGUGCGGUUGCGCCGAGAGGUCAUUCAAGUGGUACUAAAUGGAAUGGAGCAGUACCAGGAGGUCACUGUCCAGAGGAACUGCUGCUUGACUCUGUGUAACUUCAGUAUUCCAGAGGAGCUGGAGUUCCAGUACAGUCGAGUCAACCAGCUGCUGCUGAAAAUCCUUGAGCCGGCCCGGCAGGAUGAAUCCAUCCAGAGAAUCGCUGUUCACCUUUGUAAUGCUUUGGUCUGCCAGGUGGACAACCAUCACAAGGAAGCUGUGGGAAAGAUGGGAUUUGUCAAGACAAUGCUGAAUUUAAUUCAGAAGAAGCUACAAGACAGAAUGUGUGACCAGGUGAUGGAGUUUUCAUGGAGCGCUCUGUGGAACAUUACUGAUGAGACACCUGACAACUGUCAGAUGUUCCUCAACUGUCGGGGCAUGAGUCUCUUUCUGGAGUGUCUUCAGGAGUUUCCAGACAAGCAGGAGCUUCACCGCAACAUGUUGGGUCUUUUGGGAAAUGUUGCUGAAGUCAAAGCUCUGAGGCCACAGCUGCUCACCCCACAGUUCAUCACUGUAUUCAGUAACCUGCUGGAUAGUAAGGCAGAUGGGAUUGAGGUGUCAUACAACGCAUGCGGCGUGCUUUCUCACAUCAUGUUCGACGGCCCGGAGGUUUGGUCGAUGGAGGAACCACGAAGAGACACAGUAAUGGACAAAAUGUGGGAUGCCAUCCAGAGCUGGGAUGUCAGCUCACGUCGCAACAUCAACUACAGGUCAUUUGAGCCGAUCCUGCGACUGCUUCCCCAAAGCAUCUCCCCUGUCAGUCAGCACUGGGCCACAUGGGCUCUCUACAACCUGGUGUCAGUUUACCCAAGCAAGUAUUGUCCUCUGUUGAUAAAGGAAGGAGGAAUAAGUCUUCUGGAGAAAGUUCUGGAGCUGGAAAGCUCACAGCCGGAGACUAAGGACAUGGCCAGGAAAGUAAUGGAACAGUGUGAAACCUUCAAAGAAGACCCCAUGGAAACAAAUCAUGGACAGGAGGUAAACUAUGGACAAAGAGGUUGACACCACAGGAGCCAUUAUUUCCAGCAAACAUCGAGCAAACCAACCUAAGGCACCUCCUACAGUCAUCACCACAAGGUUCAAUUGUGUGCAUUAUUGUUAUUCUUAUCGUUCUUCUUAUUUUGUAGAGCAGAACUGUGUCUCUGAUCCUCUUCACAGCAGUUUGGACAAAACCUUAAUAUAUGACACAUAGGAGUUAAAACGUGGUGCAUGGUGUUUUGUUGUGAGGGUGCUUACUUUUGCUGCACUUAAGCAUCUCUUCAUUUGGGAUGGUGAUGUAGGGCAGUGUGACUGUUAUCUCUCGGUGUGUGUGCGUGUGUGUGUGUAUGUGUCAAAGAUUUAGCAACAGAACAAAACAGUGAGUAGAUGCUUGGUUCUCAGUGGAGGGAAACAAAAGCCCUCCCCAGCUCACUACUGUUAACUGUGUAACAUUGAACAAAAGGCGACAGGCUACGCAGUGUCCUGCACCACCAUCAGAGGUCUCAGCUCUCACUCUGCUCUCUCACACCCGUUCAUGCUUGUGGAGGCCACGGAGCUGUGGACACAUGUACAGUGAAUAUUAGCCAUUACGUGUGUAGGCUGCAGAGAAGCAUCACACUGAUGUUGACAGGAGGGAAGUCUUCCCAGAUCAUAUGGCACGAUGGUGGACUUCUUUGUUAUAUAUGUAAAUAUUCUCUGUGUGUCUCAUCCUCUUUUACUGUAUGUUUUAUAUUAUAACUGUAAACACUCAUGACUUUACCUGUAUUUAAAUUUGUUUAGGUUUCACUGAUGUAUCGUCAGUGCUAAAAAACUAUAUACAGAACACCCAAUCAUUCAAGUGUAGACCAGCAAUCCUGGAGACUCUCCUUUAGAGGGUCAGUUAGAUGGAGUUCAACCUUGCUUCUGUUUAUAAUUAUCUGGGACCUGCUGAUUCUUCUUACUGGAAGCAGAGAUGAGCUUUUAUGAAGAGGGCGGUGAAAUCACCCAAUGCAAAAACACUUUGUGGCCAAAAGUAUGAAAGCGAGUCCUAUAAAGUCAAAGUUUGUUGUGGAGCAACUUCAUUGACCUGCACAGAGGUGAGGUCAGCGACCACAUCAAACACAUUUGGAUGAAGUGGAGUGCCAUCUGUGACACAGACCUGUCAUCUGAGAUGGACCUGAGAAACCUGGAAGCAAAGCCAGGCUCAUCAUUUGGUAGAAAGACUACAACCAGAACAGUGACGGCAACUAAGGCAGAAGUUGAAUGCAUAAACACACAAGCAAAUGAUGAUAUUUGUCAGAAAAAUGGCAAUUAAGACAUGCUUGUGUUUAGAGUGGAACCGUUUGAGCAGAGUAUUUAAAUUGACAAGUCCUGCUUCAGUUUAUUAUUCACUAUGUAACAGAUUGAAACCAUAUGAUGGAGCAUUACAACAAUGAGAUGCCAUCAAAAGUGUGACACAAGGAGGAUAGCCUGAAUUUGUAAAACCACUAAUACAAAAGCAGCAGUUUGAUCCCUGGCUCAGUCAUGCUGCAUAACAUGUGUCCUAAAUUACAGCCUAUAUGAUGUACUAAUUGCAUUGUUUUAAAUUUUGAUUUGAAAUUGAUUAAUUGUUCAGCCCUACUUCUGUUGUUUAAAUGACCUGUUCAGCUGUACAUAUAGGUAUCACCUUCAAAGGUGUUGUAUUUCUCGAACAUUUUCAGAGCCAGGAUGGACAGUUUAAAAAAAGGAUGAAACAUGUGGCAGACAGAUUUCUUUACUUUACAUGCUUGCGUUCAGCCCCCACUGACACUCCUGAGAGAGUAUGUAUUGAGGACAUGUAUCGACUUUACUCAGCUCCCAUGCAGACACUAAAGGGUUUAUACAACUUUUUUUCUUUACAUAUGCAGAGGUACUCUUCAAAACCUGGAUAUCAGGCCAACAGAAAGCGGAUGAAGUUCUCCCUUCAGGUGUCCACAGACUUUGCUUAGAUGCGCACAUCAUUUUGUGGUCUGUAGUUUCUGCUCAGUUUCUACAUAGUGGUUUGUUUGGGACAGUUGGAUUAUGGGUGGCUCUCACCUUUUAGGCGAUUUAACAAGAAGGUGUUGUCUUUUGCCCUGAAGCUUAACAGUGCUUCCAGUGGUCAAGUGUGAUUCCAGAUAAUCAAAGGGGCAAGGUUGAAAAAAAAAAAAACAAUUAUCCAUUACCACCUUAUGGCCCAGUAUGUUUACUGGGUUGGUCAACUUGCUGCUAAAGUAACUGCUUCAUUCAAAUCAAACACUUUUCUUUUGAGAGGCUAAUGGGAGAAGAAUUAAAGGGUGCGUUCACAUGUUUGUUUUAACAUUGAAACUGAGAUGAUCUGUUCAUGAAGUAAUAUCUCGCCCCCAGAAAUAAGGGAGGGAAGACAGACUCUUUCAGUGGUUUGACUUUGAAUAUACAAGAAUCAAGUUUUAUGCACACCUCCACUGAACAGGAUACUUUUCUUUUUGAGUUAUCACAGCUCCCACCUUCACCUUAAAGAAAAACCAAAGGCUGAUUUAUUCACCCUGUAUGCUGUUGUGUCCUUAAAGCUACCCUGUGGACUUUCAUCACGUUUCUCACCAAAACAUGUCAUAUGUACCUCUUAAGGCCUAACAAACUUGUUGAAUUCAUUUCCAUAUAAAAAUUUGAACUCUUACGAAGUGUAUUAGUCUAAAACUAUCUGUGCAAAUAUCUAAUGCUAUGCCUAGCGCUCUUGUAUGUGAGCUCAAGUUAUAAACUGAACAGAGACCCAAUAUUUACAGCAUUACUCCAUGGCACUAGUCGUGGUUACAAACUCCACAGGGUACCUUUAAGAUGACUCCAACAUGUUCCUUCACUGGCAUUUAAAAAAAGAAAAAUCACUGAAGGAGUUCCUUUAUUAACAGCAUUCCCAAUCAGUGUCCCACUUCAGUAAGUGUAUCCAUGGUUAUUAAAGGCAGCGUCUCACAUUCAGAACUUAUCAUUGUACUGUAGAUCUCAACAGUAGCAGUCUGCAGUCUGGAUGGAGAAUGGUUGCUUUUCCUUAGAGAGUAGAACACUUCCUAAGACAUGGAAAUACACAGCAUUUUACUGUUUUUACUACCUUAUUUAGAUGUUUUAGUAACAAACUAUUUUUCUCAUUUUAGUUUAGUUGAAAUGUAUGAGAAAGACAUUUGAUUUGAUUUCCACUGAUUAUCAUUUGGUGUACCAAAAAGGUAUGACCAGCAGAUUUGGGAAUGUUGCUAUAUGCAGUGAUCAGAGUUGCCUUUUUAUCCUUCCAGUUUAUUUUGACAUGGCAUAUCUCCAGAUGUGUCCAUUAUGUCUCUAUAGAUCAUAGUAACUUUGCACUCUCCACUUCUGAUGUAGAGAUUCAGAGAAACAAGGAGUCGCACAAAACGGUGUAAAUUGGGGCAAAAAUAGCGAAUUCUAUGCCACUUUCCAAACAUUUUUACAUGAACAUUUGUUUUCAGUUUAAAAGUAAACAGAAAUUAUAUGUCUGGAACAGACAUUUAGCUGAGUGCAUCGGGGAUCUGCGUCCGGGACAACUUGCUGGCUAACAUAUUUAACCUGCACACUCAUCCACUGGGUUGAAAUAAACUGGAAUUAUUCUCUGAUGACCACAGACUUUACAAGAGUUUAAACUCAACAGUCAUACAUCAUGAAUAGAUUCUUACUAUAAUGAAUGAAUUAAGGUUGGUCUUUAAUUUAAGUUUCAUCAUCUUAAAGUAUUAGUGGGCAGAAAAACGGUAAACCAUGGACAAAGGCUGUCGUAAAAUUUGUAGACAUUUAGAAUUGAAAAUGGAGCUAAAUUCCUCUGAUGUAAAUGACAGAUUGAAUAUUUUAGUGUGUUCAGUAGGGCUGAAACUAAUGAUUAUUUUCAUUCUUAAUUUAUAUAAUGUUAUAUAUUUCGAUAGACUGUAUUUAAAGAUGGAUGACAUGGCAGCUUUCCAGAAAUGAAACCUAAAUAUCUUGGAAAUGGAAACAGUAGUCUGUGCUGUAGUGACUGAUGUUGUAUCGAGGUCCUGCCUCCUGCCUGGCCAACGACCAACCAGGGGAGGAACCUGGAUUAGACCCACAACUCGCUGGAAGGAUGAUCUCAUCUGGCUUGGGACGUCUCAGGAUCCCCCAGAAGGAACUGGAGAACAUUGCUGAGACAGGGACUUUUAGGAUGCCCUGCCACCGUGACCCAAGCACGGACAGGAAAAAGACAUUGGAUGAAUGGAUGAAGGAGGUGGACUCUCAAUACCACGUCCCGCCUCCCUGUCACUACUCUACUAAAUAUGCAAAUGGGGUCACCAGUGCAAAAUGGGAGUGCUGAUUUCUACAAUAUUUUGACUUCAUAUUUGUACAGUACGAGGAGAUGUUGUUGUGUCGUCCAUCUUUAUAUACAGUCUAUGAUUCUUUCAUUUAGAUGAUGGUUUAGUGUGCCAGAAAUUCCCUGAAACCAAGGUGAUAUGUUAACAUUUUGUCUAAUAGUCCAAGUUUCAAAUAUAUUCUGUGUACAAUUUAGCAAACCAGAGGAUAAAAUAAGCCCAAUUAAUGAUGAUCACAUUUAAAUGCUACAAAUUUAAUUUUCUCUCUGUAAAUACCGGAGCCCAGUUUCUUUAGGUCUGUGUUUAAAUAAGUCAGUGGUAUGUUCUCACUUUGGUUUAUUGUCAGAACAUUGAACUGUUAGCAAUGUGAUUUAGUUUGACAUGAAUAAAUAACCUGAAUGUGGUUGAAUUAACAGUUGCAGGGUUUAACAUCUGCCUUUACCUGCUGUGGUGAACACAGUGCUUAUUUUAAUAACAGGAUUUGGAUGGUGGGUUGGAGCACAAAGCUUUUCACCCACAUGAUGCAGGGAUUCCUAGGACCUUACACAUCAGGCCAGUGAAGGAAUAGACAUCAGCAGCCAUACUGUUUUCUUCCUCUCUGUAAAGUGUGUUGGUUUAGAUGAACCAGGUCGGACAUAUUGCACAACGGUUUCUGCUAUGUGGCACCACAGUGUGUGGAGCUUGAGCUGGUUCAGGAUCUGCUUUGGCACACUGUGUGUCCUACGUAAGUAAGUCGACGAGUGAUGCCUAACUCUUGUUUGUAAGCUACUUCAUAUCAGUUGUGUUGGUUUUACUCACUGACUUGAUUUCCUGGUUCUCGUGUACAGUUUUUCUUUGUGUGAUUUAUGGGAUCUGAUUGGUACAGGUCUGUUUCUGUUGCUUUUCACGGUCAUUAUGGAAAUAAACGUUGCCACCAGUUGUAGGCAGUGGUGUGAGAUGACAAGCUUUAUUAGACAUUUGUUCAAUUUCUCUGUCUGGAAUUCAAAUGUGUGGACAUAACAUGAAGAGGAGAAUUUACCAGGAUUUUGCAUAUGAUCAAAACUACAUCUGUUGUGAGUUUUUAACUUCUUAAGAAUUGCACAGUGCUUGAUUCAAGAUCCUCUUUAGAGAACGUAGAUGAUCCGCUGGACAUUUUCAAUCACCUGUUCUGUCUAAUUUGAAAUCAUUGGUUGUUUCAGUUUGUGCUUUCCAGGAAGAUAUUGUGUGUAAAGCUGAGAAGAAAACAUUAGUCUUUGGGGUUGACUGUUCCUAAUUAUUUAUGAAAAUGUAUGUACUGAAAAUAGAAAAAAAAAAAAAAAGUUCAAGUGAAAUACUGUUAAAGGAGAACUGCUGUGUCGCAAACUUUCAAAUUUUAAUUUUACAAUAUUUCUCGAGUCUGUCGACACUCUGUUAUUGAUUUCUUUUGUAACAGCUGAUAAGUUUAAUCCAAAAUGGAGUGAAGAACAUUGGAUCCAAACAGUAGGGAGUUCCACUUUUUCUUGAUCUUUAUAGUUCCAGGACAUUAGUGUAAAAAUAUGAGUAAGCAAUAAAGAUGGAGUGGUUAAAAAAAA